AUGCGUAUAGCAGUUGCCGGAGGAUUCGGGCUGGGAUAUCUGAUCGCGACCGGGCUGUCGCGUGCAGAGACCGCCCACAACAUUGUUGUGCUGUCCCGGACGCCCAGGAGGGAAUUCACCGCCGUCGGUAUCCAAGUCCACGUCGUCGACUACCACAACAAGGACCUGCUGCAAUUCGCCUUGAGCGGCAUCGACCUCGUCAUCUCCACCAUUUCCGGACAGGAACAGCUCAACCUCAUCAAUGCCGCCUGUCAUGGACGAGUCAGCUACUUUGUGCCGUCCGAGUUUGAGGGACCCCUCAACAAGCGCCCACCGGCCCGCCAAGAUCCCCUAGAUAGAGGCAGCUCCGCGGCGCUCACCCUCUUGCGCCAGUGGUCCGACACAAAGCCGCGCUUCAAGUGGACAGUGUUUUCCUGUGGCAUCUUCAUGGAGCGCUUCCAUCCUUAUGGGCUCGCCGCAAGCUUGGGCAUCGGCAACGGCGAAGGGGUCGGCGCCGUCGGUAGCUACGUGGCCGACAUCAACGCUGGCAUCGCUGAUUACGUGCCCAAGGAUGCAAGAGGAAGCUCGGUCAAGGUUUGCAUGACAAGUGUAUACGACCUUGUCAGGUUCAUCAUUGCUGCCAUAGACCUUGGUCCUUCAAGCUGGCCAACCGAGUUUACCAUGAGAGGCGACAAGAUGAGCUUGGAUGACCUCGUUUCUACAAUUUCGGUUGCUCGAAAUAUGCAAUUUCAAUCCGUCACCCUCAGUUACGAAGAGCUAAUAGCGCACAUCUCCUACAACACCGAUAUGGGCCAAUACGCCCGUGUCUCGUAUCUUCACAGAAUUCUCGAAACUGCCAACGGACGCUACGAUUUCUCGCGGACCACACUCAACGACGCCAUCAGCAGCAACAGGCAUGUUAGGUUUAACCCUAUGAGCUUUUCGCAAUGGUUGGCGACGGUGCUUUCUUGA
This is a messenger RNA of Cordyceps fumosorosea ARSEF 2679, 951 nucleotides long. RefSeq names its product isoflavone reductase family protein. The record is from RefSeq and is a predicted model, not a curated record. Lineage: Eukaryota; Fungi; Ascomycota; Sordariomycetes; Hypocreales; Cordycipitaceae. The transcript is spliced from 3 exons. The coding region runs from base 1 to 951 and encodes 316 amino acids.